Jatropha curcas is the source of this 1810-nucleotide messenger RNA. The record is from RefSeq and is a predicted model, not a curated record. Lineage: Eukaryota; Viridiplantae; Streptophyta; Magnoliopsida; Malpighiales; Euphorbiaceae.
CAUCCUAAAAAGCAAUGUUUGAUAUUUCCACUUGUUUUGAUUUAUUUAGUCCCAUAAAUCAAACCAUCUUAAUCCCUCCGUCAUGUGACUUUCCCCUAGCUGGCAAAACUACUUGACUUAAAAAGCUCUCUCAAUACUCUUUUUCUUCCUAUUCACAUAACAUGCAAUAAAAAGCCUACACCUUCCUCCUCCUCCUACUACCAAAGCCUCUACCAAUCUUGCCAAUGGGAACUCUGGAAGUAGAAACACCUUACUUCGCCGCUGCCGCCACCAAUGUCACGAAACUCUCCGACCCAGAAAAACCCAUCAGCGGCGUUGAAGAAGACGACGACGUUUCACCUAUUGAGGAGGUCCGGCUAACUGUUAAUAACACCGAUGACCCAACCUUGCCUGUUUGGACCUUCAGGAUGUGGUUUUUGGGCUUACUAUCAUGUGGGCUUCUUUCUUUUCUAAAUCAGUUCUUUGCCUACAGAACGGAGCCUCUUGUAAUUACACAAAUUACAGUUCAAGUGGCCACACUUCCUGUUGGCCAUUUCUUGGCUGCUGUACUUCCUAAGACUCAGUUUCGGAUCCCAGGUUUCGGGUCAAGAAACUUUUCUUUAAACCCGGGUCCGUUUAAUGUGAAGGAGCAUGUGCUUAUUUCCAUUUUUGCUAAUGCUGGAAGUGCUUUUGGAUAUGGAUCUGCUUAUGCUGUUAGUAUUGUUACUAUUAUUAAAGCGUUCUAUAAAAGGAAAAUCUCUUUCUUGGCUAGUUGGAUUCUCAUCAUCACUACCCAGGUACUUGGAUACGGUUGGGCAGGGCUUCUGAGGAAAUAUGUAGUGGAGCCUGCACAUAUGUGGUGGCCAAGUACUUUGGUUCAAGUUUCACUCUUCAGGGCUUUACAUGAGAAAGAUGAUAGAGAUCAACGCAUGACACGAGCCAAGUUCUUCCUAAUUGCACUUAUAUGCAGCUUUUCCUGGUAUUUAGUUCCAGGGUACCUAUUCACAACACUUACAAGCAUUAACACUUACAGCUUCGUGAUGGCUUGUGGGUGUCGUUCAAAGUCAGUACACAGACGAACCUAGGCUCAGGCAUGAGGGCUUCUUGACAUGGGAGCCACGGUGACGCUUGAGCUGACUGCAGUCCUUCCUUCUCUGUUCAAGCGCCUCAUUAGCCUUUCACUUUGACCAUUUUCAAAAUGUUUUUUGUGGGACAAUGUUUUUGUGGGAUAUGUGUUGAUAAUUUACAUUGCCAUUCCCAUUGCUUACUGGGGUCUAGACUUGUACAAUGCACACAGAUUUCCAAUAUUCUCUUCACAUUUGUUUACAGCUCAAGGAAAUAAGUAUGAUAUACCAGCUAUAGUUAAUGACAAAUUCGAGCUAGAACUACCGAAGUAUGAGGAGCAAGGAAAAAUUCAUUUAAGCAUGUUUUUUGCUCUGACUUAUGGCUUUGGUUUUGCGACCAUUGCAUCGACUCUUACCCAUGUGGCUUUCUUCUAUGGAAGGGAGAUCUAUGCAACAUAUCGUGCUUCUUACAAAGAAAAGGAGGAUAUCCACACCAGAUUGAUGAAAAGAUACAAGGACAUUCCUUCCUGGUGGUUUCACUUGUUAUUGGCUGUGACACUCGCAGUUGCUCUUGUUCUCUGCUUAGUCUUGAAUGAUCAGGUUCAAAUGCCAUGGUGGGGACUCGUCUUUGCCAGUGCUAUGGCUUUCUUCUUCACACUCCCAAUCAGCAUUAUAACUGCAACAACAAACCAGGUAAUUUAUUGAACUUUUACCCUAACUUGGAAAUCUAAAUCUGAAAAAAGUUAAAAGAUUAAAAAAAAAAAAUU